Molecule: messenger RNA, 1008 nt
Organism: Penicillium subrubescens
Lineage: Eukaryota; Fungi; Ascomycota; Eurotiomycetes; Eurotiales; Aspergillaceae
Exons: 2
Coding region: 1-1008 (335 amino acids)
Source: RefSeq, a predicted model, not a curated record
AUGCACCCUAAUAUCUCAUCUGUCGCGGUGGGACUGCUCCUGCUAUGGUGCGAGUUAGCUCCAGUCUCAUGCGCCCAGCAAGCGGGGACGAGCAGGAAGCUUGUCCCAGACAGUGCUCUCCACCAGAGUCCACUAAGACAAGCACUGCCAGAAGUGGUGCUAUCGGACACCUGGGAUGUUCUAGGGCCGUUCAGGCUCGGUACAAGAGAGGCCAUCUGGGGAGCAGACCCAUUGGAGUAUCACGGUGGAUUCCACAAUCUAUCCUAUGAGCCCAAUGCCACAUUCAGCAGUGCCCUUGCAACGAAUGGAUCUGUUCAAUGGAGCACCACCUAUGCAACUAUAGCAAGGUCUUUUCACGGCCAAGUCCAGGCGGCCCUCAAUGUGAGCUUUCCAGCCGUCAAUUGGGAAUUCAUGAAAUCGGUCUAUGGCUGGUCAGCAUUGCAGUAUCAAGCAUGGGCGCGUGGGAUCCUAGAGGUCAAGGGAUCUCAACCACAGACUAUUGCACUCUUCGGGGAUGGUCUGUUGGAAUUCUUGGUGGAUGGCGAGCAGUAUUUCGGUGGGGAUAUGUUUCAGUAUCAUCGGGUACCCAGCCUGAUCAUAUUAGCACCGGGACGUCAUGUAUUGGAGCUACGACUCACUCGUGAUGUCCGGGCCCACGGUGGACUUAGCAAUGCCAUCAAAGUCACGAUUCAAGCCGAGCUGCGGGGAGCAGAGCCCAUCACGCUGGACGAACAUAGUCUGUUGAUCUCUGAACUGGCUAAUAGGAAAAUCGGGACUCCAUGGGCCUCGAUCAAUGUGCAGAACAAUGACGAGAAUUUGGUGGAAAUCAAAUCGAUCCGCGCAUUGAAGGUUGGCUCCUACGUCUUACCACGAUAUGUUUUGGGUUGUCUGCUGAUGCUCUUCCUCGAUCUAGACUGCGCAUCGCGUGUCCAUGCAAAAUUCACUGCGGAUUGCUGGACACCAGACUCGGCCUCUGGUUUUCAAGAUCUCUCUCUCGGCGGACCAUGA